AUGAAGGUCUUGGCCGCAGGGAUUGUGCCCUUACUGCUGGUUCUGCACUGGAAACACGGGGCGGGGAGCCCCCUUCCCAUCACUCCUCUAAAUGCUACCUGUGCCACACGCCACCCAUGCCACGGCAACCUCAUGAACCAGAUCAAGAAUCAACUGGCUCAGCUCAAUGGCAGUGCCAAUGCUCUCUUCAUUUCCUAUUACACAGCUCAAGGGGAGCCAUUUCCCAACAACGUGGACAAGCUCUGUGCACCCAACAUGACAGACUUCCCUUCUUUCCAUGCCAAUGGGACAGAGAAGACCAAGUUGGUGGAGCUGUAUCGGAUGGUCGCAUAUCUGAGUGCCUCCUUGUCCAAUAUCACCCGGGAUCAGAAGAUCCUGAACCCCACUGCCGUGAGCCUCCAGAUCAAGCUCAAUGCUACUAUAGACGUCAUGAGGGGGCUCCUCAGCAAUGUGCUUUGCCGUCUGUGCAACAAGUACCACGUGGGCCAUGUGGACGUGCCAUACGCCCCUGACAACUCCAGCAAAGAAGCCUUCCAAAGGAAAAAGUUGGGCUGCCAGCUCCUGGGGACGUACAAGCAAGUCAUUAGUGUGGUGGUCCAGGCCUUCUAG
Messenger RNA from Grammomys surdaster, 609 nucleotides. It is a transcript of the gene Lif, whose product is annotated as LIF interleukin 6 family cytokine. The record is from RefSeq and is a predicted model, not a curated record. Bases 1 to 609 code for a protein of 202 amino acids. Gene Ontology annotation, molecular function: leukemia inhibitory factor receptor binding; cytokine activity. Gene Ontology annotation, biological process: immune response. The transcript is spliced from 3 exons. NCBI's taxonomy places the organism in Eukaryota, Metazoa, Chordata, Mammalia, Rodentia, Muridae. Gene Ontology annotation, cellular component: extracellular region.